AUGUCAGCUGUCAAAGCUCCAUCUUAUACGAAAGACGUUCAGAUCGAGGAAGAUGUUAGUUUCGAGGCAUUGAUUACCAAUCGUCAACUUCUGCGGGGCGUUUUAGAAGCCGGAUAUGAAAGUCCUUCGCCUAUACAACUAAAGGCAAUUCCACCAGGUAAGCUGGGCCUGGACGUUAUAGCACAGGCCAAGUCUGGAACGGGGAAGACCAUUGCAUUCGGUAUAGUGGCUUUAGAAAUGAUUGAUCCGAAUGACCCUCUACCUCAAGUACUUAUAAUUGCUCCAACGAGAGAAAUUGCAAUACAGACCCAGGAUGUCAUCGCAUCUAUCGGAAGAUUUAUGAAAAAGCUCAAAUGUCACGUAUUCAUUGGUGGAUUUUCGGUCGAGGAGGAUUGGAAAAAGUUGGAGAGAUGUCAAAUUGUUGUUGGGACACCCGGCCGUCUAGAAUUUCUGCUGAGUCAAAAAAAACUGCCAAUAAAGAGUCUAAGACUGGUUGUAUUAGACGAAAUUGAUAAACUGUUGGAUCAUAACUUUAGACCCGUGAUAAGAAAAAUCUUCACAAAGCUUCCGUCCAAGAAACAAGUAAUGGUAUUCUCAGCAACCUACGAGGAGCAUCUAUUAAAACAGCUCCAUAAUAAUUAUACGUACGAACCACACCACGUCAUGCUUGCGGUGAACACACCGUCGCUCGAAGGUGUUACACAAUACUACCAAGUAGUGUCGCCGCCUUUAGAUGAUAACUGGGUUGGAAAAUACAAAUUCUAUGAAGAAAAGUUCAAGAAGCUCGCCGAUUUAUUGUCGCAAGUUCCAUUCUACCAAUGUAUAGUAUUCAUCAAUCAUCGCGGAAGAGCUGCAGACUUGGCAAAUUAUUUGACAAAGAAUGGUUGGACGGCAAUGAACAUAUCAGGCGGUCUUGAUCAGAAAGCAAGGUUGAAAACAAUGUCCAAAGCACGUAAUUUCCAAUUGCGUGUUCUUGUCUGUAGUGAUCUGAUUGCAAGAGGAAUAGACAUAGAGAGAGUGAAUCUGGUUGUCAACAUAGACAUGCCAAAAGACCCAGAGACCUAUUUGCAUCGAGUGGGCAGAACUGGUCGAUACGGUACCUAUGGAUUAGCCAUCAGUUUUGUAGACAAAGACGAAAUGGAGUUUCUCGAACAUCUGCAGACUCAUUAUGAUGUCAAGAUGGAGCCGCUACCAGACGUUAUUCCCAAUGAGCAUCAUCAACGACCGUUAGCAAGCGAGGCUGAUAUGAAGGCAUAUGAAAAGCUCUCUAGUGCAAGAGAGAAAAUAGAGAUGGAAGGCGACGCGAUUCCAGUAAUAUUAACAAAGCCUGAAAGUGAAAAUAUCGAAGCUUGUAUGCAAGAUGUCACUGAUGAUGAUGACGAUCCCAAUGACAACGAACAAGACGAAGAAGCAAACUCGGAAAUUUCGUCCCAGUAUUGGGAUUAUCCGUAUCAUGGCUACCAUUGGACUCAUCCUUGGUAUGCUUGGCCAUAUUAUCGUACAGCCCCGCAACCGUAUUAUAACAGAUACGAAGGAGACUUUAUACCACCUGAUAUACCAUUCUGA
Molecule: messenger RNA, 1566 nt
Organism: Paraglomus brasilianum
Lineage: Eukaryota; Fungi; Glomeromycota; Glomeromycetes; Paraglomerales; Paraglomeraceae
Source: the annotation of a GenBank genome assembly